Protopolystoma xenopodis is the source of this 540-nucleotide messenger RNA. The record is from the annotation of a GenBank genome assembly. NCBI's taxonomy places the organism in Eukaryota, Metazoa, Platyhelminthes, Monogenea, Polystomatidea, Polystomatidae.
AUGCCAAUUGAGAAUCCAGUCAUUGGUGACUUGCUCAGUGAUGUUGGCGCCCUUUUGAAUGAAGUGUUCAGCUCUGGUAUGCACGUCCUUGAGGGAUGUGUUUGCCUUCGAGCAGCUGCAGCAUAUGUUCGUGCUUUCCAGGCUUUUUAUGAAAAUCAUCUCCUCGAUGCCAAGGCCUAUUUGAGAGAGACAGUUCGACUUGGGAAUGAGGAGGAGCUUAAUCGAUUGUCUGCCUCUGCCUUUAUCACGAUGGGCCAAAUUAAUCUUAAUGAACAGAACACUGCUUUGGACCCUAGACUUGGUACACUUUCAGACGUUUCGCCGGCAUUGCAGUCGGCGUCGUCAAUGAACCUUGCAGGUCUUGGCAUCACACGACAACUCGUGAAAGAGACAAAUGAAGUCGCUCCUCUGACCAAUUGUCUGUUUAACAGUUUUAUCUCUCAUUCUGUUCUGGGCUAUUCACGUAACCCAUUUCCUAGUAUCGCCCCUCCUAUCAGAGUCCGCCUCUUGCUCCGAAGGAUCCUUCCCUUAUCUGCCUGA